AUGAGUACCGAAGCCAAAGAGAAGGGUAGGUAUUAUAUCCAAGAGCUCUUUGGCUCGAUCAGAACGAUGUCUAAGACAAAUGGUGAGAAAGGAAUGCAAGAAUUAAAGAAUACUUUGCCUCUUUGCGAUGAAGUUUUCGGUAGAUAUCGAAACAUUGCUAUCUCCAUGGAUGUUGAUGAAGAUUCCGACAGAUCGCUUAAAAUACAGAGUAGAGUAAAGAAUUUCAAGAAAAAUAGAGUUGAAUCUUUAGAUACUCUUUACACAAAGUCGUAUAAACAACUCAUGGACUCCUUAUCCACAAUAGAUGAAAGUUUUGAAAGGCUUAGCAAUGAGCAAAAGAAAUCAUAUCAAAACAGUCAAUCGAUUUUAGAAACUUUAAUCUCAAAUCAACAGCAAGUAAUGAACAAGAAACUCGAUCAAAAGCGAGAAGAGCAUAAUAAAACAGUUGCUUUACUAAAUGAACGAAUUACUGCUGCUAAUUCUUCAAUGAAUGAAAAAAUACAAGUUGAAACGCAAAGGUUUACUGAUCAUUUUGAAAAGCAGCUUAGUUCUAAACUAGAUGCUUUAGAAAUGACCAAAUAUGCUACGAAAAAAGCUUCAGAUGAUUUAAAUGCUGCAAUUGACCAAAGAAUGAAAGAUGUCACUCAAGUAAUUACUCAAAAUAAUGAAACACUUAAAAGGCACAAAGAAAGACUCGACGAAAAACUAGAACCCGAUGAGAAAAAAGUUCUCGAAUUAAAGCAAUCCUACGAAGAUUUACAGAAGAGCCAUACAGAAGUAGGACCUGCAUUAGAGUCUAAAUGGAACCAAGUGAAAGAAGAAUGCGAAAGACAAUUCAAAGAAAACGAAGCAAAUUUAAAUCAACAAAUUUCGGAAAAGAAAUCGAAAAUCGAGUUCCUUGAGAACAAAAAUAGAGAGAUUAAACAACAAAUCAAAGAAAAUGAACUGAAAAUGAAAGCUACAAUUGAAGAAAAACAAAAAGAGUACGAAAACCAGCUCCAAGAGCUUAUAGACAAUCACGAUACGAAUAUUGAGAUUGCUAAGAAAGAAAUAACAAUGAGUCUUGAAGCAAAAUUAAUGAGAAUGACUGAUUCUUUGAAUCAAUUACGAAAUUCUAUUGAAAAUGAUAAAGAUAAAUCGAAUGCGGACUUGGAAGAAAAGGAAAGACUUUAUGCUGAACAUAUUAAGCAGAUUAAAGAUCAACAUGAUGCUGAAAUUAAGAAAAUGGCCGAUGAAGUAAAUAAUAUUGAAAAUGAAAUCACUCAAACUAAAGAACAAUGGAGAGAAGAUAGAGCUACAAUCAAUCAGCAUUUCGAUGAUGAGGAAAAAGAAGCAAAAAGGCAAGGCGAAAAAGAUAUAAAAUAUUAUAACGCAAAAAUCGAAGCUUUGACACGCGAGCUUGAAGCUAUUAUUGCAGAAAAUAAGGUUAUUCUCGGUGAUACAUCCGAUGAAGCGAAUAAUGAAGAAGAAGAGGCUGCAGAAGAAAAACAACAGAGAAUUGAAAUGGAACAAAGGGUCCAAAACGCAAUUAACGAGAAGAUGAAAGCUCUUAAGGCUCAGCACGAAGCAGAAUUAGAGCUGUUAAUGCCCCCGCCUUUGUCUACCGGAAGUUCGAGUAUAUCAUCAUCUCAAAUCUCCCCGAGAGAUGAUGUUUUGAGGACACCUGUGAUGAUGGCUGAAAGUCCUGUUCCGAAAUACUCCGAAAAAACUCCAACAAAGAAUUCUGAGAAGCAAAAUCCACUGAAAAUCGAAAUUCCUCCAUCACCUAUUGCUGAUAUAUCUAAAACACCUGUAGCAAAGACUCCUUCAUCAUCACAAAAGACUUCUUCAAGAGAUACUUCAAGAUCAACUUCCAGAUCUACAUCAAGAUCAACAUCAAGUCCACUUGAUGAGCCAGUAAAAAUCCCUACACCUACAUCAAGCCCUGGAAAAGAUCCAAUUGUUAUUCAAGAUACAAAUUUGGACAAAAAGAGGCAAGAAUUCAUGGAAGUUCGUCGUUCUCUCAAAAGAGAAGAAGCUGAAGGUCUUAAACAAUUAGAAGACACAAAGAAUAAUUACAUGGAAGCUAUGAAUAAUACUUUUGAACUCAAAAUGCAGUUGGAAGAAGCUCAAAAGAACUACGAAGCAGCUCUUCAAAAGAAGAAAGAUGAAACAAGUGGAAAUAUUAAGAUCCUGAAUGAUGAAGUCGAAGCUAGAGAAAGAGCAAUUUAUUUACUUGAAGAAAAGUUCUCUCAAAACGAACAGGAAGUUCUAAGAAAGAUGAGACAGAUAGAUACUGUUGAAUCAAGGAUCAGUGAACUUAAAAUGAAGCUUGAACAAGAAAAAGCAAAAAUUGUCGAAGCAAUUAAACUCGAAUAUCAGCCAAUGAUUGUCCAAGAACAAGAAAAAUCCAUGCAGAUAUCACAACAACUCGAAAAACUCAAAUCCGACCUUGAAUUAAAUAUUGAAUAUAUCCAAAACGAUCUUUGUGGUGUAGAAGCUUCAAACCAAGCACUAGAAGAUGGUUUAAGAGCUGAAACGCUUGAUAUCGUUGCAAAAGCAAGAGAAACUUAUACAGAAGAGCUUCAUACGAAAGAAGAAGAAGUUAUUAGCAAAUUAAAUAGUGAUGAAUUGGAUCAUUAUGAAGAUGCGCAGAUGCAGAUCGAAGCUGCAAGAAAAGAUGCCGAAGAAAGAAUUAAAGAAAUUAAUGAUAAUUACCAAGCGGUUCAAAACAAAUAUAACGCUGUUGUAGAUGAUCUAAAUGAAAGAUGUAUGGAGAUGUUGACUCACAUCGCUGAUAAAAAACGUGAAAUUCGUGAAAUUAUGGAAAAACCAUGCGAAAAGUGUCCAAUAUUAGAUAAGAACAUAAAGAAGCUUGAGAAGGCACUUAUUAAGCUCCAAAUUGAAGAUAGGAAUUUGGUUUUGGAUGAGAAAAAUAAAACUGAGAUGUUCAAUACAUUUCAUAAGAAGCAGAAACUUCCUCCAUUACCACCAUCAUAA
Trichomonas vaginalis G3 is the source of this 2979-nucleotide messenger RNA. RefSeq lists its product as uncharacterized. NCBI's taxonomy places the organism in Eukaryota, Parabasalia, Trichomonadida, Trichomonadidae. The transcript has a single exon. The record is from RefSeq and is a predicted model, not a curated record. Bases 1 to 2979 code for a protein of 992 amino acids.